UGAAUUGCAAGACAAUAAUUUUUUAUAAUUAUUUAUUUUUAAUUUGAUAAAUCCACUGGUUUAAGAAAACUCAAGAAAAGAUAUUUAUGAAAAUGUACUUACCGGAUUUGACAAAUGAAAUAUUGAAGAUUAUGACAAUAAUUGAAGCGACAUUAGAAAAAUAAAAUUCCAGACAAAUUAUCUUUUUGAAGACUAGGCAGCAUGGUCUCCGACCUUAGCCUGUUCCAAACGGAACAAACGUACUAAAAAAAAAAAAAAAAUGUAACUAUUUGACAUUACCUUUCUAUCUGGUUUGGAUUAUUCCAGACAAUUUAUCUUUUUGAAGACUAGGCAGCAUGGUCUCCGACCUUAGCCUGUUCCAAACGGAACAAACGUACUAAAAAAAAAAAAAAAAUCUAUCUGGUUUGGUUUAAAGUGUUUUGCUUUAUUUACUAUUAUUAAAACAUAAUAAAAUAUAUAAUAAUGUCUACAAGUUCUCUAGUAAACAGCAGUGAUAUAUAUACAUACGAAUAUUUCCUUCAAGAAAACAUAUGCAGAUUUUGUUGGGGUCUCGAUGCUGUGAAAGAAGUAAUAUCGGCCGAGCGUGGAAUGGAUAGUUUUAUUAAAAACGAACUUGUGGACAUGAUACGAGACUGUUUAGAUCUAGAUUUAAGUGAUAAUAGUUAUCCUAACAAAACUUGUAUGAAUUGUUGUAGUAAAAUUGAGAAAUUCCACGAAUUUAAGACUUCUUGUCGAGAAAAAGAUAGAAAGCUGCGAGAAAUUUUUAAAAAUAAAACGAGACCUACAGUUCAGUUACAGGGGUGUGUUAAAGUUGAAAAACAGGAGGAGGAGGACAUUUCAAAUUUGGAAUUGGAAAAGAAUCAUUUGAACGGUGAGUUUCUUGCAAGUCUGCAAUAUUCAGAUGAAGAGAGCAAGUACCAACCGUCAGAAAUUGAAAUUGAAAUAGAAAAAAAAUCGAUUGUGAAAAAGAAAAAAUAUAAACCAAAAAGGUCACCGACAUAUUGCAAUAUUUGUAGGUUGGAUUUUGAGACCAUAGAUAGAUUAAGUAGCCAUAAUGCAGAAUCUCAUGGUAUAGAAGAGGGAAGUGGUUUAUAUAAGUGUUUUGGUUGUGAAAAGAGAUUUAAAAGUAGGAAAACACGUCUUGGGCAUGAAAUUAAUUUUUGUAAAGGCUUAAAAGAUGGUUAUAAGUGUGCAUUAUGUAGUAGAUUUCUACCAAAACGGAGAAUGUAUGAGUCUCAUAUGAGAGACCACAGACACAAUCCUAAUGUCUCAGUGGAGUUACCAGAGGAUAUAUUUGAAUGUGCAAAAUGCUUGCAUUGUUUUAAGACAAGAGAAUGUUUAAAAAAACAUAUGACCGAACAUGAUACAGAUAAGAAAAAUUUUGUUUGUGAAAUUCUAUUACAGACUUGUGGCCGAGUGUUCACCCGACAAGAUUACCUACACAAACACAAAUUGACACAUACAGGCACAAAACAACAUGUCUGUUCACACUGCGGGUUCAGGACCACACAGAGGUCCUCUCUUACUGUACAUAUUAGGAAGCACACAGGCGAACGCCCAUACAGCUGUGAUGUGUGCCCGCAACGCUGCAUAUCCAGUUCAAACCUGCGCGCUCACAGGCGGAGACACCUUGGAUUUAAGGAGUACGAGUGUAAUAUUUGCAACAAGAAGUUCGGUUACAAAAUAAGUCUUGAAGAGCACGUUGCGUCCACCCACGAACGUUCGCAGUGUUACCCCUGCGAGCACUGUGGCGCCAUCUACACAAGAGUGAGAGGCUUACGGCGCCAUCUGUUGGCCAAGCACGUGAAACAAGAAGCGACAAUCAAUAAGGAUGAGAAAAAAGGCGCACAGCAAGACGUUUAUACAAAGAUGCCAACGGAAAAUGUUACAGACGUAGAUGGGAAGAAGGUCGAAAGUAGCAUGAAGGCGGGAAACUACGAGUUGAAGGAAAAGGAAGAAUAUGUGCUUAUUGCCAUGUAAUGUGAUAUUGUCAAAAAUAUAUUGAAUUAUGUUUAUUAAAAAGUUAAACAUA
Molecule: messenger RNA, 2032 nt
Organism: Galleria mellonella (greater wax moth)
Lineage: Eukaryota; Metazoa; Arthropoda; Insecta; Lepidoptera; Pyralidae
Product: zinc finger protein 501-like
Exons: 4
Coding region: 463-1980 (505 amino acids)
Biological process (GO): regulation of transcription by RNA polymerase II
Cellular component (GO): nucleus
Molecular function (GO): zinc ion binding; RNA polymerase II cis-regulatory region sequence-specific DNA binding; DNA-binding transcription factor activity, RNA polymerase II-specific
Source: RefSeq, a predicted model, not a curated record